GUCCUUCAGCUCGAAGGGACCGAGUUGCUAUAAUGAAAAGUAUCAAUAUGGCGGUUUCACAAAGACAAAUAUGAGCAAAUACAUAAUUGUAUAUUGGUAUAUACUUCUAUAUACUGUACUUAAGACGGUCUUAGUGUUACAGAAUAUUACUGACCAUGAACAAGAUGAAGAAGAAGCUGCCUGAGCAGAUCCUGAAUCACAUCCUGGAGAUUCUCUACCUGCUGACGGGAGAGCGUGUGACUAACUCACUGACAGCGAGUGACAUGACCGGGGACAAGAUGACAACAGAGAGGAUACUGACCCACACCCUGCAGAUCAUGUACCUGCUGACAGGGGAGGUGCCUAUAAAGUGUGAUGAUGUUGCUGUGUAUUUCUCUAUGGAGGAGUGGGAGUAUAAAGAGGGACACAAGGAGCUUUACAAGGACGUCAUGAUGGAGACUCAACAAGCACUAAGGACUAUGGAGAUCCCAGGAAAUGAGAGCUCAGAACUAACAGGUCACAGAGAUGAAAAUCUAGACACAGGAGCACAAGGAGAACUUGUACAGGAUAUUCAGCCAUCAGAUGUCUCUGCAAGUGAGUGAUCUAUUGUAUAAGCUUCACACUUUAAAAAAAACCACCUGAUUCUGUUAUUAUUUCACCCUAUAAAAAUAAUGAACCUCAGUACAGACAGAUUGCAAUGCUAAAAUCUAUUUGGUACAUAAACCUACCUUGUCUUCUCUCUCACCCUCUGAUUUAUGUAAAUGGUACACACACCCUCUAGUCUCUUCACUCUCACCCUCGGAUUUAUGUAAAUGGUACACACACACACCCUCUAGUCUCUUCACUCUCACCCUCUGAUUUAUAUAAAUGGUACACACACACCCUCUAGUCUCUUCACUCUCACCCUCUGAUUUAUGUAAAUGGUACAAACACACACCCUCUAGUCUCUUCACUCUCACCCUCUGAUUUAUGUAAAUGGUACACACACACCCUCUAGUCUCUUCACUCUCACCCUCUGAUUUAUGUAAAUGGUACAAACACACACCCUCUAGUCUCUUCACUCUCACCCUCUGAUUUAUGUAAAUGGUACACACACACCCUCUAGUCUCUUCUCUCUCACCCUCUGAUUUAUAUAAAUGGUACAAACACACACCCUCUAGUCUCUUCACUCUCACCCUCUGAUUUAUGUAAAUGGUACACACACACCCUCUAGUCUCUUCACUCUCACCCUCUGAUUUAUGUAAAUGGUACACACACACCCUCUAGUCUCUUCUCUCUCACCCUCUGAUUUAUGUAAAUGGUACAUACACACCCUCUAGUCUCUUCACUCUCACCCUCUGAUUUAUGUAAAUGGUACACACACACCCUCUAGUCUCUUCACUCUCACCCUCUGAUUUAUAUAAAUGGUACACACACACACCCUCUAGUCUCUUCUCUCUCACCCUCUGAUUUAUGUAAAUGGUACACACACACCCUCUAGUCUCUUCACUCUCACCCUCUGAUUUAUGUAAAUGGUACACACACACCCUCUAGUCUCUUCACUCUCACCCUCUGAUUUAUAUAAAUGGUACACACACACCCUCUAGUCUCUUCACUCUCACCCUCUGAUUUAUAUAAAUGGUACACACACACCCUCUAGUCUCUUCACUCUCACCCUCUGAUUUAUGUAAAUGGUACACACACACACCCUCUAGUCUCUUCACUCUCACCCUCUGAUUUAUAUAAAUGGUACAUACACACCCUCUAGUCUCUUCACUCUCACCCUCUGAUUUAUAUAAAUGGUACACACACACACCCUCUAGUCUCUUCACUCUCACCCUCUGAUUUAUAUAAAUGGUACACACACACCCUCUAGUCUCCUCACUCUCACCCUCUGAUUUAUGUAAAUGGUACACACACACCCUCUAGUCUCUUCACUCUCACCCUCUGAUUUAUAUAAAUGGUACACACACACACACCCUCUAGUCUCUCCACUCUCACCCUCUGAUUUAUAUAAAUGGUACACACACACACCCUCUAGUCUCUUCACUCUCACCCUCUGAUUUAUGUAAAUGGUACACACACACACACCCUCUAGUCUCUUCACUCUCACCCUCUGAUUUAUAUAAAUGGUACACAC
Molecule: messenger RNA, 2098 nt
Organism: Bombina bombina (fire-bellied toad)
Lineage: Eukaryota; Metazoa; Chordata; Amphibia; Anura; Bombinatoridae
Product: gastrula zinc finger protein XlCGF66.1
Exons: 5
Coding region: 156-581 (141 amino acids)
Biological process (GO): regulation of DNA-templated transcription
Source: RefSeq, a predicted model, not a curated record